Pipistrellus kuhlii (Kuhl's pipistrelle) is the source of this 1066-nucleotide messenger RNA. It is a transcript of the gene RAB5IF, whose product is annotated as RAB5 interacting factor. NCBI's taxonomy places the organism in Eukaryota, Metazoa, Chordata, Mammalia, Chiroptera, Vespertilionidae. Gene Ontology annotation, biological process: mitochondrial respirasome assembly. The record is from RefSeq and is a predicted model, not a curated record. The transcript has 4 exons. Bases 180 to 569 code for a protein of 129 amino acids.
UCUCGGCUGAGCGAGCUGAGCCUGCUGCUCUGCCCAGGGCGGGUGGCUGUAGCGCUCCCCUGAGCCAGACUGCGGAGCCUCCCCUGCUUCCCCGAACGCUGAGACCCGCGACCCCAGACCCCGCCUUCUUUUGGCUCGGCCCGCGCGCCCCAGCCCGGUCCGGGGGGCGCGACGAUAGGAUGAGCGGCGGGAGGCGGAAGGAGGAGCCGCCUCAGCCGCAGCUGGCCAACGGGGCCCUCAAAGUCUCUGUGUGGAGCAAGGUGCUGCGAAGCGACGCGGCCUGGGAGGACAAGGAUGAAUUUUUAGAUGUGAUCUACUGGUUCCGACAGAUUAUCGCUGUGGUUCUGGGUGUCAUUUGGGGAGUGUUGCCAUUGCGAGGUUUCUUGGGAAUAGCAGGGUUCUGCCUGAUCAAUGCAGGAGUCCUGUACCUCUACUUCAGCAACUACCUACAGAUAGAUGAAGAAGAAUAUGGUGGCACAUGGGAGCUCACGAAAGAAGGGUUUAUGACAUCUUUUGCCUUGUUCAUGGUCAUCUGGAUUAUCUUUUACACUGCCAUCCACUAUGACUGAUGGUGAACAGUCUCCACCUGCUCCCUGUUGGUCCAAAGGACUCUCUUGGUUACAGCAUGAAACAUGAUGAGAGGGGCACCUCAGCCACAUGGAACCUGGAAGACCCCUGUUUCCUGGACCGAGAAUCUGUGUUGGGCAUCAGUGUUUUCUGCAAGGGUUGUGACCUGAAACUUUUUAAAGAACUAUCCACCUUUGGGAAGGCAUUUCUAAUUGUCCAUCACCAAUCAUUUCUUCUUGGAUACCAUCAUGAAACACUUGUUUGCAGAUUGAAGCUGUCAUUUAAUUUGAUGCAUCUCUGGAUCUGGAUGAAACAUUAAAUUGUCUUCCUCACUUCUCCAUCAGGUGUACAAUUUUUAAACUGUCAGUGGCAUUUCAAGUCUUCCAAAAAACAGUAUGGCAAUAUGUGUGUGGUCCAUAGCACAGAAUAAGCAGUAUCUGGUAACAAUUUCCAUUGUAGAAUGUUUUCACAUACUUGAAUAAAUCAGAUCUUUAAUUGA